This is a messenger RNA of Myripristis murdjan (pinecone soldierfish), 3662 nucleotides long. RefSeq names its product lysosomal-associated membrane protein 2 (gene lamp2). The transcript has 9 exons. Gene Ontology annotation, biological process: establishment of protein localization to organelle. Bases 144 to 1394 code for a protein of 416 amino acids. NCBI's taxonomy places the organism in Eukaryota, Metazoa, Chordata, Actinopteri, Holocentriformes, Holocentridae. The record is from RefSeq and is a predicted model, not a curated record. Gene Ontology annotation, cellular component: late endosome membrane; plasma membrane; lysosomal membrane.
CUGGUUUGACACAUUGGUCCCUGUCAUAUGACUUCCAUUUCCUGGUAGUCGGCAGCGGCUCGGCUUCAUCCCAAACAGGGCUGAGUCAGUGAAGGUCUCUGUCGUCUUCUCUCGGUGGCUGGCACACUCCAAACUACAAAGCCAUGAUGUCCCGCUGUGCAGCUUUUGUUUUGUUAUUGGCACUUGGAAUCGAAAUCCAGUUGUCUCAUGCUACUGAGGUAUCGGUCAACACCACAGACAACAAGUUAUGCCUGUAUGCCAACCUGAUGGUCAAUUUCUCAGUCACAUAUGAAGCAGCUGGAAAUAAGAGUGAAACAGCUGAGUUUGAACUUCCAGACAGUGUCACAACAGAGGGGAGUACCUGUGGUAACACAAGCUCUACACUGAAGCUUCAUUUUGGAGAUGGACACUCCUGGAUCGUGGAGUUCAGCAAGAAGGACAAAACUUAUCAGGCUGACUCCGUCAUCUUUAGCUACAAUCUCAGUGACUCGACCAUCUUUCCUAAUGCCGCUUCAAAUGAAACCAAAAAUGUGACCGUGAAGCCCCACAUUACAGAUGUCGGCAUGGACACCAGUUAUUCUUGCAAGAGUAAAGAGAUGCUCCAGACUGAUGCAGUCAACCAGACACUGUGGAACGUGCUUAUACAGGCAUUUGUCAGUAAUGGCAGUAAGAGUGAGAACAUUACCGUGUGUGCUGCUGAUGUGCCCGCAACCACUGUUGCACCCACCACUAAUACCACCGUUGUUACCACUGCAGUACCUGUCACCAAUUCCACUGCCCCUCUGCCUACCACUACCCCAACGCCCCCCCUCCCCUUACCCAACAUUGGGAAUUACAGCAUCAGUGACAACGGCACAGUCUGCCUGUUGGCCAACUUUGGCCUGCGGGUUACUUUCACGCAUGGAGAGAAAUCUCAGGAGAUGAAUCUUAAUGCCAGUGUGACAGCAGCCACUGGAUCCUGCGGCGUGAACAGCAGUGAACUGGUGUUGAGCUCUGACAUCCUCACAGUCAUCUUGUCUUUCACCAAUGAGUCAAAGAAAUUCAAGCUGCAUGCUCUGAAUGUCACCGCAAAAUCAAGCUCUGGUGCAGUGUUGACUGAGGCGAACAGCAGCCUGGGACUGUGGGAGGCGGCUGUGGGCAGCUCCUACAUGUGUAACAAGCAGCAGGACUACAACAUCACCGACGUCCUUACCAUCCACACCUUUGACCUCCGUGUGCAGCCUUUUGGAGUUCACAACGGCCAGUACAGUACAGCCCAUGAAUGUACAAUGGAUGACACCAGCAUCUUAAUCCCAAUCAUUGUUGGCGCUGCUCUGGCUGGCUUGAUUCUCAUUGUAGUGAUUGCUUACGUGAUUGGUCGAAGAAAGACCUAUGUUGGAUAUCAGACCCUCUAAGUCCAGUUUGCAACUGAUCCCUGAAUAUUAUGGGGUUCACGAGCCUGGUCCUUGGAGUUUAUGUGCAAUUGUUUAAUUGGUAAAUAACUUGCAAUAUAACAGUUUGGUUCAAAAUUAAGAUCUUCAUCAUUUAGAAAAGCCUGAGGCAUAUAAAUUGAUUGCUGUCUGAUUAUAUUAUCAGUCUAUUAUCAGUUAUCUUGAGACAUGUGCUCAGAAAAACUGUUCUGUUUUUGAAGAUAGCAUUAUCUUGUAUUUCCAGAAUAUUUGCUGAAAAUCUUCAGAAUGGAUGUGUAGUGUUUUGGAGUAAAACACUUGAAUUGCAGUUACCUCAAGUGUCUCUAACUCUAGCCAUCGUUGCAAGAGUUAAAACCCUUAUAGAAACACAGCAUUUGGUCUAAUUAUUCUCAAGGACCAAACUUGUCUACCCCUAUGUUUUUGUGUUCCAUUUGUCAUUGUUUUCCAGAUGUCAUUUUUCCCCUUUCUUUCUUUCUUUCUUUCUUUCUUUGUUUUAUUGAGCAAGUGCAAGAUAAACCAAACAAUUUUUACUCUGAAAUAACUUGGGUCAAGAUAAGAAACGGCAGUCAUAUUUAAUGUUUUGAAUCAGGCCACUCAUAAUCCUGCAUUUUUCAUUUUAAUACAGGAAUCACAUUUGCAUCUACAAAAGCCCCCUGUGCUUCAGUUUGCAUCUUAAUGUAACACACAUCACAGCUCUGGCUGUUGCUUUGUUGCUGCAACAUAUCAUGCACUUGCUCUGUCCUGCAGACAUUCCUUUUUGUUUGCUUUUGUCAUUAUUUAAUGUUUGUGCACAUUUUAGUUUCGACUUCUUUUAUGGUUUGACUUUUCAUCCCCAAAAUUAUUGGCACUACCAUAUAUUGACAAACAGCUUUUUCUUGACAAACCAAAGGAAGGUGGUCAAGCAGCUUUCUUUCUUUGGUCCCACAAAAUCAUACUAACAAGGAUGAAGGUCCACUGCUUUGCACUCUAUUUGGAAAUGUUAAAAACUUCAAAUGUUUUAGUCCAUGUUUCCCCCUGUAGAGCAGGGGAAGCUUUGGAAGGACUGACUGUCCUCACUAUGCAGGAAGGCUUUGUCAAGCCAGUAGAUAACAUGGAUCCAUGCAUUUUCAGAAAGUGAAAUCGGAACAUGCUGAAACCUCAGUGAUUCAUCUUGUUUGAACAUUAAUUUCACAUUAACAUGUUCAAGUGAGAGGAUGAUACUCACAAACCAGAAAAGAAAGGUAAUGUUUUUUGUCUGUACUGAAUAUAUUUUGGCAUUAGGUUAGAAAAGGGAUAGCUCUAUUGUGUAGAUAUUAACUUUCAGUGCAACUACUUUGCAGAUGAGGAGUUACACAUAUAAAUGCACUAAGGCGCUCUUUUAUUUUGGCAUACAUUGAUACUGUGUUGCAUUGUUUCACCUGUGUAUAGACCUAGCCUUCGCUGCAGUGCUCUGGGCUGUCAAGGCUGGCGGUUAGUUCAGGGGUUGUUGCGUAAACUUUGUGCAAGUUGCACUAAUGGAGUGUCGGGGGGGGAGGCUGUCCACAGAAUGUGUAUUUUUGUAAUGUUAGAAAGCCAAUGUGACACAUGGUAGUUGCUGUGUAUUGUUGCUUUAUUCUAGGAGAGUGCUCUUAGCCUUGUUCCAAAACUGAAGCUUGUGGGCUAAAGGGCUGGAGCAAGGCAAGCAGUACUCAGUAUAGGAUAUGAGAAUGAUUUGCUUUUUUUAAGUUGCUUAUGAUCAAAACAUUAAGUCAGCUUCUCACAGUGUUGUACAUGUGUAAGAAUAAUAUCGCUAUAUCAAAUAUGAUCUCUGAUUUUGCUUGUUGUUAUGUUGCUGUCUUUGUCAGCUUUAUACAAAUUGAGCUGCCUUAAUUAUUGCUAAGAUGGCUUUGCAGCAUCACUAUAAACUUAUCUUCACUCAAACAAGUUUAUCAUCAUCACCAUCAUCAUCAUGACUCGGUGUCUUUCUCAGUCAUGUGUUUCUGUUUUGUAUAUAAAAUAAUGCAUGUUUUCAAUAACUGGGUGUGAUUUGGCUUGUAAUUCAUCCUGGUGUCAAUAGUUAAGCACAUUGCUCAUCUUAAACAAAGGGAAUUUGUGCUGCAAGCCCAUCUUAAAGAUCAAUCAUUUUGUGUUUUGUGGAUACAAAUGACUGCUGAUUUGAUUUCCAUUCUUUUAGGCUUUUAACUGUAAUAAAUGGGAUUGAAAAUUGUGUGUCAGACUGAAGUGGACCAUUUCAAUAUUUUUAAGAUGGUGGAAAUAAAGUAUGUUGGUCCUGAA